Messenger RNA from Anastrepha obliqua, 2620 nucleotides. Its product is annotated as LIM/homeobox protein Lhx5-like. The transcript is spliced from 5 exons. The coding region runs from base 2006 to 2620 and encodes 204 amino acids. Gene Ontology annotation, biological process: regulation of transcription by RNA polymerase II; neuron differentiation. The record is from RefSeq and is a predicted model, not a curated record. NCBI's taxonomy places the organism in Eukaryota, Metazoa, Arthropoda, Insecta, Diptera, Tephritidae. Gene Ontology annotation, cellular component: nucleus. Gene Ontology annotation, molecular function: RNA polymerase II transcription regulatory region sequence-specific DNA binding; DNA-binding transcription factor activity, RNA polymerase II-specific.
UGGUUUGGUUUGGCGUGUGUUUGAUGUAAAUGAUUGACGUACGCCGCUAAACGCUUUUCCAAACGGUACGUUCGGCCGUGCAAAACAUAUACAAAGCAAUCGCCUUUUAUAGAAUACUUCGCGCGUGUUUAAUGUAUGGAAGAAUAAUAAAAUAGUGGAAAGUAACGAAAAUUCGCGUAAUUUUUUCUGAUAUACAAUUGUGGCUAGCUUUUGAGACUACAUCGCUAAUCGUUGGCGUUUAGCCAGCAGCAGCUGUCAAUGCUACUGUUAACAGCUACUGAUAGUUGACACAUUGUUAAAAGUGAACUUGCGCGGUCGCAUUGACGUGACAAAAAUUAAACAAAAAAAAGGGAUGAAUACAAAAUAAAAUCGAGAGCAAAAAGUUUGAAGGAACAUUUGAAGAUAUAAAAUAAGAAGUCCGAAAAAAAUUGGAAAAAAACGUGAAGUGUUGUGUGCUAGAGAAUAUUAACAAAUGAACGCUUUGAUGAGCAACUUUUGACAGCUGUGGAAAAUUUACGAAUUCGCGCUUGGAGUGUAAUUAUUUUGAAUAAAAAUAACUCAGCGCAAGUGACACUAAUUCUGAGGACUAAAUUUGGAAAACCGAUUUUUCAAAGCAUGACAUGGAGAUAACCAGCAAAAAAUUGAGGAAUUUAAAAUGAAAAAGUGAAUUUAUUCCAAAAGAAAUUGCUAAACACAAAUCGAAAUAUCCAAAAAAGGUAGAAAAAACACAGAAGCCACGCUAAUUUUCAGCGCACCCACAAUCAGUAGUGCACUUUUUAUAGUCUAAAACGCCUUCAAGGCACGUGCGGCUUACCCCUCUGCGCAGCCAUCACGUUUGUCAAGUGCCAAAAGUGAAUUCACACCGGCAAAAGGCUUGAAGCUGUGAGCAGACAAGCCAAACGCAUUGUGCAGCCACGGAAGGAGGUGGCAACAAUACAUAGCCGGAAACGACAGCCUGUCUCCAGCGAGCCCUUGUGCUUAUGCCGUACACACCGUACAUAUAUCUGCGAAAGUGCAAGUGUAUCAAGUGAAAAUACAUUAGCAAAGUGCGCGCAUAAGUGUGAGUUUGUGUGUGUAAACUGCCUCGCUGCCAAACAGGCCUGCAGCAGCCAAAAGUCGAGUCAUUAAACCCUUUUUUCGCACGAACUGCGAACCUAACACAACCGCGCCCGCUCACGCGCCUACGGUUUGCCGUCUCCACAGCUCACGCGCAAUAAUUAAUGCUGUUAAACAAAGUCGACGUCGUCGCGUUUGUGUUAUUAUAAUUGUUGGUGUAACAAACAUUCCGCUACUUAACUGAGUUAUAAGUGUGGUGUAGUGCCGACCAACUUCGGCCGGUCGGCCAGCCAGUCAGCCCCACUAGUAAGUUAGCCAGCGCGCCUCUUCGCCUGUUCACCAGUUCGCCCACUGCGACCCCACCACAGUUCCCGCACUCAAAACGCACUCACUACUGUUGCCUGCUUACUUAAUUAGCGUAUGCUUGGCUCAUCGCCUAAAAGUAGGCAAUUAAUUGUGUGCAUUUGCGUGCAUUAGCGCGUCAACGCGCGCAAGCUAACGCUGCGGCCAUAGCGCCGGCCGUCGCCUUAACCAAAAUUCAUUACAAUUCGCGUGCGCUCCACUGCCGCGCGUGUGUAUGUAUGUAUGGUGUGAUUUUGUCAGUUUCCAAAGUGUUUAAGUGCUGUGCCGACGGCAACAAUUAUAACAACGACAGUGGAGCUUACAACAACACACGACGGCUACAACAAAAGUGUUAACUGCAUUCGCCGCAAAUUACGAGGCAAAAGCAGCAGUACAAAAACAACAAAGACACACAGAAUAUCAGGCGGAGCAGCAACUUCAGUAAGCGCAAGACAUUUUGCCUUGCCACGGCGGCGGCGUGUUAAGCGAAAGCUACAAAAUUUUAACCGAAUUAUCGAAAACGCCCCUUAGGGCUGUCGCGCUGGCGUCAUUUCUGGGCGACGGUUUUGCCGCGCUCGGUUCAAGAACACCAUCGGUUAAGGAUCUAAUGGCGUUCGGAUCGGUUUUACACAACAAUCAGCAUAAUAUCGGACGCAGUGAACCGCCCGUUGGUGUUGGUGAUCCGUGUGCGGGUUGCAAUAAACCUAUAUUAGAUAAAUUUUUAUUAAAUGUCCUCGAACGCGGAUGGCAUGCAUCCUGCGUACGCUGCUGUGAAUGCCUUCAACCGUUAACGGAAAAAUGCUUUAGUAGAGAAUCAAAAUUAUAUUGUAGGAAUGAUUUUUUUAGGCGUUUCGGCACCAAAUGCAGUGGCUGUGGUCAAGGCAUCGCCCCCUCCGAUCUCGUACGUAAGCCGCGCGACAAAGUAUUCCACCUCAAUUGCUUUACAUGUUGCAUCUGCCGCAAACAGCUCAGCACUGGCGAACAACUCUAUGUGCUGGACGACAAUAAAUUCAUCUGCAAGGACGAUUAUCUGCUUGGUAAAGCGCCUGGUUGUGGGCAUAAUUCACUGAGUGUGCCAGCAAAAUAUGCAACGCAACAACAAAAGCGCAGCAGCUACAGCAACUACAACAACAACUACAACAACCGCAAACAAGCAAUAAGCAAUGAACAACAGCAACUGCUGGCGCACAGCCGCAGCGAAUUGACAACGACGACAAUGUAA